AUGUUUUCAAACAGGCCGAAGAUCCAUGCUGUUCCACCGAGCACUCGCGUGCUUAUGGUGCUUGACUCCCGCCUGCGGAAGCCCACUUGUAGGUGCUGGCGGGCAGAUGUGGGCGCCCCAGUCCUCGUCCAAUUCAGGGUCACUGUCUCGAACUGUAAGCUGGUGGCUGCGGGCCGGAGAGCGCCGACAGCACGGCGCACCGACGGGACAUCAUACUUCGCCGCCUUCUGCCGGCUUGUGGACUCCCUCUGGCGUUCGGAGGUGUGGCUCGACAGACACGUCAAACCCCCGUUGAGCCAGCCCGCGCGCGACCUAUUUCACUACCGCGUCGUGACGCCGCACCCGGGCUCGGCUGGUGAGCCCUCAACCCUGGUCGACGUGAUGAUCCUGCUCACAGUUUGUGCAGCUGUUACAGCCAGGCCUGACGUCCUCGAUAUUAAGACCUCAUCGAAGCCAUGUGCGACGAAGGCAAAGACCUCCACAGUUGGAGUCUUGGAGGACAAAGUCGCUGCAAACAGACCAAAUGAUCCCGGUGUUCCAGUUGACCCAGAAGUGCCUCCAGAAGAAGAACCCAAAGUGCCGGACAUGGCUGACCUCAAAACAACGAUCCUACUGGCAGUGUUGGUAGUUGCUGCCGCCAAACCUAGUGUCUAUGAUGGAGUGCCCAGUCCGACACCGUGCGUGAGAAAUGCGAAGACGUCCGGAGUUGCAGACCCAGGAGAGAGACCUGCUGCAGGCAGACAAAACGAGCCCACCACACCAUCCAGUCCAGAGCUGCCUCCAGCAGGAAAACCCACAGUGUCAGUUCAGGUGCCACCCUUACCUGCUAACCCAGAGACAACAACGGCACUUCCUGUCCCCCUGACGCCAGCAACCCCUAAGAACGUGGAUACUUCCAGUGCCGACAAGCCCACAGUUGUGUCACCUGGAUCCUUACCCCUCGUCAACCUUCUACCCAGUAACCUGCCCAUCUUUCCGAGCACGUACUACCAUUCCAGUAUCACCACGAGUUCUCACUUUCCCUUCUACCAUGUACCUAGCAGUCUUCCUAAAGGCGAGGACGUGUGUUUUACUUUUGGCACAAAUGUACUCUGCUUCCCUUUCAGUGCUGGCUUCCCGUCCCCGUACUUUCCUCUCAGUUCUGUUGCUAUGAGACCCCAGCAGGGUUUUCCAGCAACAGACCCAGUCACCAGUCUCUCCACUGCUGGCACCUCCUUUGGCAACGUGAUGAACACUGCCCAAGGUUCUCUUGUGACUGGUCGGCAUCCCGUGUAUGCAUUCGCUCCCGAAUAUUCCUCAGUCAACGAUCUUAGUAAGUCUUCAGCAUCCGGCAGAGAGAGGACUAUGGCUGAAGCUGCCGUCUCAGACGACGUCGCCGGCGUAGACCAAGGUUCUAGCACCGAGCCCGGACCUGCACCGCUGCCGCUCGGCCACCCCGCAGAUGGCGUCCCCUCUCCCACUACUGUUUUUGUCUCACCUGACAACGGCGGUUCCUUCGGCAACGUGAUGAAUACUGCCCAAGAGGCAGUUAUGGUUAAUCGGCCUUCCAUCUACGCCUUCGCUCCAGAAUAUCUGUCACUCAACGAUGUUCGUGAGGCUCCUGCAUCCAACACAGCGGGUAACACAGCCAAAGUGGGCGUCGACGCCUCUACCGCCGCUGCCACAGACGCCGCCGCAGACGCCGUCGAGUCCGUAAGCCGAGAAUCGAAUUCCGAGGCCAGACCUGUGUCUCUGCCACUUGGCCAGCCUGCAGACAGCCUCACGUCUCGCAUCGCACUACGGACUGCUCCUUUCAGCCUGUAUCCCAACACCAUGGAUUUCGGUGGUGUUCCCAUCGGCGCUAGAAUCGAGCAAGAUGCAGCAACAAGCAGCCAUUCACCAAACUUGAUCUACUUUGGCGGUGUUCCUGUGAUCCUGGGUGCAGUGCUCUCGCUUGCCGUCGCCAUUCCUGUCGACGCUCAAAUUGAGUGUGAAACAUCGGACGAAACAUCCCGCGCUGUCAGCCUGGAGGAUAAGGCAGCCGACAGUGCAGAAAGUAAACCUGCCGUACCAGUUAACCCCCAACACUCUGAACCAGUCAAUGCAGGACUGCCGGAAAUGACUGGCACUAAACCUUCUGACGAAUCCAUCCAAGUUACUGUACCUGGAAACAACCCACUUACCUCACUUCCUUUGACCAGUGCCGACAUCGUCUCCCUCUGCAGUAAGCUGUCCUACAACUUUCCUGGCAGCAGCCCUAACCCCUUCUAUAAUAGCAUCAACACUGAACAAGCUGCAGUCCUCCAAAACUGGCUCACCAGCUAUGCAGGUGUUCCACAACAGCUGCCGCUUGAUGAAGUGUAUAAGGUAAUAACCUUCGGUAAGCCAGGGAUGACAGCAGCCGCCAUGACUGAGAAGCCAGGUGUCGUCGAGGGUGGACCAACUGCAGUGCCAGCGACUUGGUCUCCAGAAACCAUUACCUUCGGGGGCGUCCCAGUCCGGCCAGGAGCGCAAGGUCCCGCAGGAGGACUCAGCUUUUAUCCAAACGCUUUUAGUUUUGCUGGUGUCCCUGUUAAAAUUGCAUUUCAAGCACAUUAA
Molecule: messenger RNA, 2577 nt
Organism: Schistocerca gregaria
Lineage: Eukaryota; Metazoa; Arthropoda; Insecta; Orthoptera; Acrididae
Product: mucin-17-like
Exons: 10
Coding region: 1-2577 (858 amino acids)
Source: RefSeq, a predicted model, not a curated record